Messenger RNA from Closterium sp. Yama58-4, 4224 nucleotides. The record is from the annotation of a GenBank genome assembly. NCBI's taxonomy places the organism in Eukaryota, Viridiplantae, Streptophyta, Zygnematophyceae, Desmidiales, Closteriaceae.
AUGGACCUCGCCCCGCGACUCGCGGCGAACGGCACCACGACCAAGCCGGAAGAAAACGACGAGUAUGGGGGAGUGGAGGAGGAGGAAGAGGAAGAGGAGGAGGAAGGCGGAGAAGAGGGAGCAGAGGGCGAAGAGGUGGAAGGGGAGGAAGGGAGAGGCGGAAACGCGGGAAAAAGGGGUGCAGCGCCGGUAAUGGUGUGGUCGGGGCGGGUGUUUGCGCUGCACGACGUGUAUGUGAACAACAAGGGGCAGGUUUUCAACGCCACUCACGUCUUCAACCCCAACGGCUGCUACGCCGAAGACAAGUUCCACUACGAGCCAGGCACGCGAGUGUCCUCCUACAACUCGCUGGUGAACCUGCUGGUGAUCGGCGGCACGCCCGGCGCGCGGCUGCCGUUCCACGAGAUCCUCGAGCUCGUGCCGCUCUUCCUGCCGCUCUCCCGCGUGCUCAAGAAGCACGGCAAGCCCGCCCUCGUCAUGCGCGGCAAGAAGCUGCCUCGAGUGGUGGGCAUCACCAUGGGUCGCAUGCUCUCCUUUGGAGAUGCCUCUCGCCUCCUCUUCGUACGAACACUCAUCCAGCCCACAUUCCAGCACUGUCAGCAGCCCAGCCCCUCCCUCUGGUCCAAGCUCCGUUCCUCCCACUUCCUGCAACCCCGCGGUCUGCCCCUCCUCAACCCUGACUGGUCCGAGCGCCUCCCCCCCACCUCCCCCAAGACCCGCUCCCCCCCCGCCGCCAUACCCCCCUGGGAGACAAGUGGGGUGAAGGAGGUGAUUGUGCUGGAGCCACCAGCAGCAGUGCAGGUGAAGGGCUUUGCAGGGGUAGUGGCGGGGCUGAAGGGGAAGUUUGGCGCGGAGCAUGUGAGGCUGGUGGGGCGGUUCCAGAGGGAUGAUGCGCGCGAUCUGUUCCCGCGGGCGGCGCUGCUUGUGAGCGUCACGAGCCCGUUCCUCGUCAACCUCGCGUUCCUGCCGCCCCGCGCCGCCCUGCUGGAGCUCCGCCCGCCGCCCGCUGAGGUGGACGCGGUCAUCGCUGACUCGGUCGCCAGCCUGGCAGCCGCUUGCCAGAUUCACCACCACGUGAUCCGAGGAAGCUUCGUGGAAGGAGCAGCAGGUGGGGGGAAAGGAAAAGGGGCAGAGGAGGGUGCAGGAAAGGGUGUGGUGGAGUGGAGGAGCGGGGCAGUGGAGGCAGCAGCAAUGUUUCUGGCUCGAGUGGUGGGCAAGGCACUAACGGCCGAUGAGAAAGUGGUCGAGGAGGCAGUUCUGACAGCCGCCGACCGGCGAAUGAGAGCCGCACAGCUGGCACAGGCAUCCACCAGUAAGAAGCCGCUCAUUCCCGGCACGCAGAUCCAAUCUCUGCAGUCCGCCGCCUGCUUCCGGCGCUGGCUGCGGUGCGUGAGUCAGCGCGGGCGGUGGGCGUACAACGCGACGCCGCGUAUCCUCCCUUGGGAGUACCUCGGUACCAUGAACCUGUGCGACCACCGGCACCAGGAGACAACCGGGGGACUCGUGACGAAAAAAGCCGACGAGUAUGUGAUGGAGGGCGGCGCGUCGGGCGGGUGGAGCGUGCACGAGUCGCUCAAAUACGAGUGGAGAACGCCGCCUGGGAAGUGCCCGAUCGGCCCGCUGAGGCAGUUUGACGGGGAUAGGUUUUGCAGGAAGGCGGAGGGGCGGAGAGGCGGGCUGAACGUGCUGUUUCUGGGGGAUUCUCUGGCGCACCAGAUGGUUGUCAGCUUCCUCAACGGUCUUCUCAGACACAUUCCCAAACCUGCCGUGUGGGCUGUCAAUGAAACGAUUCCCCAGGAGUGCUAUGAUUGGCUGGUGGAGCCCCCAAGGCAUGCCUACUGCCGAGUGUACACGUUCAAUGAGAGUGUUUGUCCCGGCCUCAAGGUUCAAUUCGUGAGGAAUGACCACCUGUGGUUCACUUCGCCUGGAGAAGCCAAGUUUGACCACAUUCCAUGGCAUUUGUAUUCUGGGUUGAAGGAUGCUGAUGUGGUGGUGGUGAAUCGAGGCGCGCAUUUCAUUGGAGGGAAGGAUUUCGAGCGGAGUGUUCCGGCUGCUUUGGAAUUUCUUCGCAAGAAGCUGCCCGAUGCGCUGAUCAUCUGGAGGAACACCCCACCUGGGCAUGCCAACUGCACCACCUACAUUGGGCCCAUCAAGAAGCGCCAAAAUCCAGAAAUUCUGCCGUUCCAUUGGGACAUGUUCACUCGGCAGAACAAGAUGGUUCGGGGCAUGAUGCAUGAUGUGGGAGCAGUGUACAUGGAUGUGGACACUGCUACAGCUUUGAGACCAGUUUCGCACAAAGGCUUUGUGGAAGAAAGGGGGAUCCUAGACUGCCUUCACUAUUGCACGCCUGGCCCGACAGAUAUGUGGGUGGAGCUCCUAGCUGAUAUAAUAUUGCGUGGCGUGUAUGGGGAUGGGCUUGCUCCUAGCGGGUGCGAAACUGCUCGGAACUGCCAUGGCACGAUUAUGGACCGAUAUGUUUAUACCGCGGAUCCGGAAUUCAGGUGGGAGGACACGGGCAACCGCAUGCGAGCCAAGGAGGGCGGGGGGUGGUGGACAGGGUACGUGCUGAAGGUGUACACCCACCAGUGGCUCAACCGCACCGUCACCAACCGAUACAAGUGGUGGCACUGGCUCAUUCUCAUGGCGCCAGACAGGAUGCACAACGCGCACAAGGGGCUGGUGCUGUUCUUCGUGGGAGCAGGGCUGAACCCCGUCAACCAGGUGCACAUCCCGGGCACUGACGAGAUCUUCAUCCGCCUCGCCGCCCCGUACGUGCCCAGUGCCCACGUGGUGACCUCUGAGUCGUCUCAUUACAUGGUGGUGGAUCUGGGCAUUCUGGGUGUGAUGCUACAGCAGGUGCCCAUGAUGCCCAUCAGCUUCAAAGUGGGCCCUCCUGGCAUUGGCGCGCGGGCUGAUCUGAUCGAAGAGGAGAUCACAGCCCACACCAUCGCCAUGUUCCUGGACCAUCCGGACGAGUGGGAGUGGCUCACCCCCCUGCCCAUGGCCAAGUCCAUCAUCCGUGCCCUCGAUGCCACACAGCUCGCUGUCAGGGAGCUGCUGCCUCAUGUGCCGGUGAGUGAUGCUGCUUCUUCAGGAACGGGUGGUGAGUGCUGCUGCUUCCCCAGGUACGGGUGUCUGCUCAACAUAGGCCCCAACCUACUGCACAGCAAUUUCCCCUCCCCUCCCUUCCCCUCAAUCCCCUCCAUCUCUCCCCAUCCCCCCCAUCAGCAGGUGGUGGCAUUCAUAACGUACGGCUGCGAUCUGCUCAACGUGGUGCCCAAUCUGCAGCACAUGCACAUCCCUUCCCUCCUCCCCCGACCCGACCCAUCCUCCCCUUCUUCUGCCAUCUUCCACUUCUCCCACUUCCGCCCGCCCCUUUCUCUCGCGCGUUGUCGCCUUCAUAAUGGAGUGGUGGCGUUCAUAACGUAUGGCUACGAUGCGCUGAACGUCGUGCCCACUCUUCAGCAGCACAUGCAUGCCCCUUCCCUCAGAGUACAUGCAUUUACUCCCCCCACCACCCUCCCACAUCAGCGAGUGGUGGCGUUCAUAACGUACGGCUACGAUGUGCUGAACGUGGUGGCCAGUCUGCAGCACAUGCACGACUCGCUGGGCGGCUGGCCCAUUCUGCUCAAGUUCAACUCCGAGUACAACAUCAGCCAACGCCUCCACUCCAAGGAGUACCGCAAAGCGACCGAGGCAAUCGACCCGUACACACUCAUCGACCGCAUGGACAUGCCCAAGCUGCUCAUCUCCGCCUCCAACGACGAGUUCUUUCUCAUUGAUGACUCGUACUAUUUCCUCAAGGACAUGCCGCAGCCCACGCAGCUCAAGAUAGUGCCCAACCUCUACCACAUGGUCAUCCAGAACUCCUUCUGGGUGCGCCCGGCCCUACCGUCGCUCUCCUUCCCUCCUGCUUCUCCUCACCCUCUCUUCCCCACCCUCUCUUUCCCACCCUCUGUUCCCCACCCUCUGUUCCCCACCCUUUCUUCUUCCCCAACCUCUCUUUUCACCCUCUCUUCCCCACCAUCUCUUUCCCACCCUCUGUUCCCCACCCUUUGUUCCCCACCCUUUGUUCCCCACCCUCUGUUCCCCUCCCCACCCUCUUUUCCCCACCCUCUGUUCCCCACCCUUUCUUCUUCCUCACCCUCUCUUUUCUCUCCUCUCGUCUUUACCCUUUCUUUGCUUUUGCUGAAUACGCCCUCAAUCUGUGUCAUGCCCUCUUGA